This is a messenger RNA of Lepidothrix coronata (blue-crowned manakin), 825 nucleotides long. Its product is annotated as regucalcin-like. Gene Ontology annotation, biological process: L-ascorbic acid biosynthetic process. The transcript has 7 exons. The record is from RefSeq and is a predicted model, not a curated record. The coding region runs from base 19 to 825 and encodes 268 amino acids. Gene Ontology annotation, molecular function: gluconolactonase activity; calcium ion binding; enzyme regulator activity. NCBI's taxonomy places the organism in Eukaryota, Metazoa, Chordata, Aves, Passeriformes, Pipridae.
GCAGGCAGACGUAUAGGCAUGUCGUCCGUCAGGAUCGAGUGCAUUGCCAACGAGGGCUACAGGAUCGGGGAGUCGCCCGUGUGGGACGAGAAGGAAGGCGCGCUCCUGUACGUGGACAUCUCGGGUAGGAAGGUGUGCCGCUGGAGCCCGGUGACCAGGCAAGCUCAGGCCAUCCCCGUGGAUGCUCCUGUGAGCUCUGUGGCUCUUCGGAAAUCUGGAGAUUAUGUCAUCACUCUGGGAACCAAGUUUGCUGCUUUGAAGUGGAAAGAGGAGCAAGUAACCACCAUUACUCAAGUGGACAAGGACAAACCGAAUAACCGAUUCAAUGAUGGGAAGGUGGAUCCCGCAGGGAGGUAUUUCGCAGGUACAAUGGCUGAGGAGACUCGGCCUGCCGUGCUGGAAAGACACCAGGGCUCUCUGUAUACACUUUUCUCUGACCUCUCAGUGGUGAAGCACUUUGAUCAGGUGGACAUUUCCAAUGGGCUGGACUGGUCACUAGAUCACAAAACCUUCUUUUACAUCGACAGCUUGUCCUAUUCGGUGGAUGCCUUUGAUUAUGACCUCCAAACUGGAAAAAUUGGCAACCGUAGGAGUAUAUACAAACUGGAAAAAGAGGAGAGCAUUCCUGAUGGGAUGUGCAUUGAUACAGAAGGCAAACUUUGGGUAGCUUGUUAUAAUGGUGGGAGAGUGAUUCGUCUUGACCCUGAGACCGGUAAGCCCUUGCAAAAGGUGGACUGGAACUUUUGCACAGAGGCACUGGCACAUGUGCACCAGGCAGGUCAGGCUGCAGCCUCACUUCUGACUCUACUGGAAGCUCUUACUUGA